AUGAUCCUCAACGAUUGGGGAAACUCCCUCAUGGGGGUGUAUAAGGCAAUCAAUUGGGAACACAUGGUAGUCCCAUGUUAUCUGCAAACUGUCAUAUUGAUAUAUUUUCUUGGAGCCAACGUUUUCAUGACCUACUAUGAUUACCCAAACUAUACCAGUCUCCAACCGGGUACCACACAUUUAGCCAGGUGCAAUCUAAACAUGCUAACGAUCACCAGCACUUUCGUAACGGCUCAAGCUUUUGCCCAAGAGAGAAAGAACAACGGCCAUCCAAAGAUUCGUGAUUUCAAUGCACUUCGAGAUAUUAUAAUAAGUCAUUCCCGUUUCACAAUUAUCAAUUCCCUCUGCAAGGUGAUCGGAAUCUUCUUAAUGAUGUUCUUUCGCACCACAUCCAACGGCAUUUUCCAUUACGCUCUGAUCUUGUUCCUCAUCUCAUCCAUCAUCCUCAGCUACCCAGAGUUGCGCCUCAAAUUACUUCGAAUUCUGAGAAUCACCAAUACGGUAUUUGGCAGAAACUGGAUGAUGCCAAGAAUCCCAUCAAGAGGAGUAACCUAUGGUACCGUAUCAUCUCGCGAUUUUAACACUAGCCUUGGUGAAGUGUGGGACGUAAUGGGCGACGUUCAGCAUGGCAGACAACGGAGAGCUUUCAUGAACAGCGUUGGGAUCAGCAAUGAAGAUAAGCCAGACGACAACCUCGAGAUGGUCGCUUUGGGGGAUGCAAGCCUUCACAUGUGA
Caenorhabditis briggsae is the source of this 735-nucleotide messenger RNA. The record is from RefSeq and is a predicted model, not a curated record. The coding region runs from base 1 to 735 and encodes 244 amino acids. The transcript is spliced from 3 exons. Lineage: Eukaryota; Metazoa; Nematoda; Chromadorea; Rhabditida; Rhabditidae.